AGAAAUCUAGACGCACCCUAGCGGCCGCAAAAUAUAUUUGCUGCCAGGGUUUAGUCUAGGCACUCACAAUACACUUAACCGGUCCAAAAACCAAAAUUUGGUCAGGCCAAUCACAUCGUGUGUAGCGUCUGUGGGGCGGGCUUAACAUGAUGACGACAGAGCUGCAACGGUUCCUACUUGAAAACAGAGAAUGUUUGCUGCUGCUGGCGAACAGCUAUCUUUUGAAGCGGCUUUGGCCGCGACUCUGGAGGACUUAGACUUAUGUUUUUCUUUGAGAGAAGAGCAAAUAAACCCUACUGAAGUCCUUUUUAAGCAAGAAAGAUGUGUUUGGAGUUUUGCCGACUGGUUACGGUAACUACGUCACCUUCUUCGUUGCUCUGAUCCGUCAUAGCGCUAUCCUAUUGCGUGCAGAGGCAUUUUGAGGGACAACCUUAUAUCCCGCCCCUUGCAUUGAGCCGUUUGUGUGAAGAGUUGCCAGACCUUACAUCUUGAUGUAGGUCUGGCUAACCAGGCUACAGAAUUCUGACUUUUAUCUCAGAAGUAUGGGUACCUGUAAUGGACCAAUGAGAGGGAGUAACUUUGCGUGCUGUAGCCGCCGGAGAACCAUCCAUACACGCUGAACAUGUCGGAUUUAAGUGAGUUUUUGCGUAGUCGAGGGGUCCCAGAUGAAGCAAUUACAUUACUGGAAGAACAAAAGAUUGACAGCGACGUCAUCAUGCUCAUGGAUGAUGCAAAGCUGGCAAAUUACAUCCCCUCCUAUGGAGACCGAAUCACCCUCUUCAAUUACUGUUAAAGCCUCCCCUCAAUAGGAUUUGAUCAGUUUUGCUACUCACAACAAUGCCUGCUAUGUCAGAUUUGGAUGAAUAUAUCAACCUCUACUUCAGACUUUCUUUCAGUAACAAAGAAAUACUUGCAAUUUUAGCACACAACAAUCAAAUAGUAAUAAGUGUCCGGACUUUAAAGAGAAUUUGUAGAAGACUUGGUCUGUUCAGAAGGAAGAACCAGUCUGACUUGGAUGAAGUGCUGGCUUUUGUUCAACAUGAGAUCAUGACUAAUGGACAGAUGCAGGGUUACCGUUGGCUACAUCUUCGUGCUGUUCAACGGGGAUUUGUUGUAUCACAAGAUACCAUCAGACGCAUCAUCAAAUUGGUUGAUCCACAAGGUGUGGAAUUAAGACGAGCCAGACGCUUGAGAAGACGUCAAUACAGCUGCAGAGGGCCAAAUGCGCUUUGGCAUAUGGAUGGCUAUGAUAAGUUAAAGCCCUAUGGCAUUGCCAUCAAUGGCUGUAUAGAUGGCUAUAGUCGCUAUGUGUUAUGGAUGGAGGCCUAUACUACGAACAGUGAUCCUAAAGUAGUUGCAAGUUACUUCAUCAAAACAGUUUCAAGCAUAGGGGGAUGUCCAGAGAGGAUUCGUGCAGACAGGGGAACAGAAAAUGUUUGUGUUGAAGAAAUGCAGAUAUUUUUGCGGCGCAACCACCCAGACAGUUUUGCAGGGGAGAGAAGUUUCCUUUAUGGAAGAAGCACAGCAAACCAGCGCAUUGAGGGAUGGUGGGGUACCCUCCGCAAACAAAGUGCACAGUUCUGGAUGAACUUAUUUCAAACUUUUCAGGAUGAUGGCCACUUCACAGGAGACUUUUUGGACAAAAGUCUCAUCCAAUUCUGUUUCCUUAAUCUUGUUCAGGAUGAACUUGAUGAAGUUGUCAACACAUGGAAUUCACACAAAAUCAGAGCACGAUCAAGUGAUGAUGCGGCAUCGGGUCGGCCAUUUGUGAUGUACUCAUUUCCAGAGUUACACAGUGCUGAGGAUAGACUGAAACCAAUUGUCAUGGAGGAAGUCACUUUGUGUAUGGAAGAGUGUACUCAUAAAGGCCAGUUUCCAUGUGACGAAACUGUUUUUGAACUGUGUUGUCUCCUAAUGGAGGAGAAAGGAUGGGAUGUUCCAGCAGAUCCACUUGAUGCAGCUGAUCUUUACAUCAUGUUAAGAGAGGAAAUACAGAAAAUAAUUUGAUGUGUUUAAGGUGAAUGGGAUGUUGGAUGCAAACAAAGUGCCAACUUUUAAAGGGAUAGUUCACCCAAAAAUGAAAAUUCUAUCAUCAUUUACUCACACUCGUGUUGUUACAAACCCGCAUACAUUUCUUUGUUCU
This is a messenger RNA of Paramisgurnus dabryanus, 2143 nucleotides long. RefSeq lists its product as uncharacterized. The record is from RefSeq and is a predicted model, not a curated record. Lineage: Eukaryota; Metazoa; Chordata; Actinopteri; Cypriniformes; Cobitidae. Gene Ontology annotation, molecular function: nucleic acid binding.